CGCCCGACUGCAAACAUUCACCUUCACCUGCCUCGCGAUUGCGGCAACGUUUUUGGCCUAAAGCAGCGGCGGUGUCUUGAUCCUGUGGAAGUGACUCAGGUUGGUGGCCUCAGGAGCGCUUUCAUAAACAAGUGGCGCUUCCUUCUCGACGUUCCUUACAACCACACUUCCAAAUUUUGAGCAACAGCUGUUUCGCGCAUCUUGAGCUCGCACGUCGUGAAAUCCAGGACCAAAAGUCGAGUUCAGACGAUUGACUACCACCGCUUCACGAAGGUGUGCAGGUGGGUUUCUCCGGCUGGCGCUGAACAGCCACAGCAUCGAAGGCGACAUCAGGUGCACGGAUCCUCAGGCCGCAUCGCAAGGUUCCACGAACAUCGCAAUCAUGGCGCUCUACGAGGGCGCGCCAUACCGGGCGCAGGAUCCUCAUGAGAUCGCUGUGAUGGUGCGAGGCUUCGAGGACAACAAAGGCAAAGGAAAAGGCAAAGGUGGUUUCUCAUGCAAGAAGGCUACCUUCGCCGUCAAUGGCACUAAUAUUCAAGUCGACUCGUGGCGCAUGCAAGAUUGGGAUUACAAGAAGCCCAACUUGCCAAGCUACGCCAGAGGCCUCUUUACCACAAGAACGUCCAAAGGCACGCCCGAAAUCGCCGUGCGAGGUUACGACAAGUUCUUCAAUCACGGAGAAGUGUCCGAAACAGAGUGGAAGAAUGUUACAGUCAACACUCGUGGACCAUUUGAGUUGAGCGUAAAGGAGAAUGGUUGCAUCAUCUUCAUUGCCGGACUCGAAGAUGGUACUUUGAUCGUAUGCAGCAAGCACUCUACUGGUGACCGAGGCGAUGUCGAGACUAGUCACGCAUCCGCAGGAGAGAGGUGGGUGGAUAGACACCUUGCGACAGUUGGAAAGACCAGACAGCAGCUUGCGGCACAACUUCGAGCAAUGAACGCCACAGCUGUUGCAGAGCUGUGCGACGACGAGUUCGAAGAACAUGUGCUGGCAUACACGCCCGAGGCCGCUGGACUUUAUCUGCAUGGCAUCAACCUCAACCUACCUGAGUUCGCCACAUACCCUCAUCAUCUGGUGGACCGAUUUGCGGACGACUGGGGUUUCAAGAAGACAACGUACCUCGUCAAAGACGAUAUCAAUGAGGUCAAGUCAUUUCUCGAUAAGGUGGCGGAGACUGGCAAUUUUGAGGGCCGGGAUACAGAAGGCUUUGUCAUUCGGUGCCAGUCGAGGGCCAACACCCAAGUGUGGCAUGAUUGGUUCUUUAAGUACAAGUUCGAGGAACCUUAUCUCAUGUACCGGCAAUGGCGCGAAUGCACGAAAGCGAUCAUCUCUGGAAAGGAGCCCAAAUACAAGAAGCACAAAGAGAUCACAGCAGAGUAUAUCAUGUUCGCCAGGAAGAAGCUACACGGUAACCCAGCACUCGCAAAAGCGUACCAGCACAACCACGGGAUCAUUCAAAUGCGCGACGAAUUUCUGGCCCAACGAGGUCUCACCGGUGCAGAAAUCAUCCGCCUCGAGGCUCAGCAAGGUCAGGUGUCAAAUGAUGCAGUGACUGGAGAUGUGAUUCUUGUUCCUGUAGCCACUAUUGGAUGCGGCAAGACCACUAUCGCUUUGGCUUUGUGCAAGCUGUUCGGAUGGGGACACAUACAAAACGACAACAUCACAGUGAAGCGCGGGAAGCCCCAGGCAUUCGCCAAUGCAUGCUGUGCGGAACUGGAGAAGUACGACGCCAUGAUCGCUGAUCGCAAUAAUCACCAACGACGCGAGCGCCAGCAGCUGAUCCAAGAUGUCCAGCGAGUUGUGCCCAACACACGUUUCGUGGCGCUCCACUUCGUACAUGACCGCGGAAAUUACGAGCAUAUCAGAACCGCGCUGCGAGACAGAGUACUCUCGCGUGGCGACAACCACCAGACCAUCCACACUAGCAAGGGAGCAGACGAGAUCAUUGGCAUUAUGGAGGGCUUCCUGCAUCGAUUCGAGCCGGUCAACAGCGAAGCACCUCCUGACGAUGGAUUUGACCUGGUGAUCAACCUUGAUCCUGUUCUUGAGUCUCGCCAGAACCUCGAGACAGUCAUCACCACACUUUACACUGAGUAUCCAGCUCUGUUCCACAAACGAGAGAUGCCCACGCCGGACGACAUGGACGAAGCCAUUCAGUGGGCACUGAGUGACUACACUGUUGACAUCAAGCACGAGAUCAAAGGCUUUGAGAACAAGAAGCCCAAGGGCAAUAAUGCCCCCAAGGCACAGCAAAAUGGUCAGGCUCGCCCGAAAGAGAAGAAGAUCGAGUACUUUUGUGUGCAAGUACCCGCUGGACGUGUGGUGCCAACUCUCAACGCCAUGUUUGCCGACACUCCAGCCGAGACCGCUCGAAUGUACAACACCCUUCGCAGUCAGCGCCGCAUCCAGAGCGAAUUUCAUGUUACUCUCAUCCAUCGCGCGAACGCCGCUGAGCAUCAAGAAGUGUGGACACAUCUAAACGGAUUACACGCUCAAGCCGCGGCUCCUACCGAAGAGCGCGCCUACGCACUGAACGACCCCAAGAUUGGCAUGGCGAGAGUACGGCUCGAACGUCUGGUAUGGAAUCACCGAGUCAUGGCGUUUGUCGUGAGGCUGUCGCCAUUUGAGGGAAGCAACGAGCAGUUUCAGUCCACAAACUCCACUGCGCAUAUCACUGUAGGCACAGCGUCCGCGGACAUCAAGCCAAAGGAGUCAAACGACCUGUUGGCUACGUGGUUGCAGCAAGGUGCCAGCGGUGCGGAGGGCAACGGUAUCUAUGAGAUGGCUGUGAAGGGUAGCGUCGAGUUGGAGGGUGUCGUGAAGGGUGUUUUAUCGAGGUAGAGGGAGACCUGCAGUCCGGAAACGAGGCACGAAAUUUUCGAUUGGCAGUCAUGAAAUAGAUGGAAAGUCAUACAGUAAUGGCAUCUUGCACUUGCAUGGCCGAUAUUAGCGAUAGCGUCGAGCAUCAGUCGUUACGCCACCUUCCUUCGCGACCCUUUUUUCUCCGAGUAAUUGUCGUUCCAGCUGUUCAUGCCCG
Messenger RNA from Cercospora beticola, 3038 nucleotides. It is a transcript of the gene TRL1, whose product is annotated as tRNA ligase. Gene Ontology annotation, cellular component: nucleus. Lineage: Eukaryota; Fungi; Ascomycota; Dothideomycetes; Mycosphaerellales; Mycosphaerellaceae. Gene Ontology annotation, molecular function: ATP binding; GTP-dependent polyribonucleotide 5'-hydroxyl-kinase activity; phosphoric diester hydrolase activity. The record is from RefSeq and is a predicted model, not a curated record. Gene Ontology annotation, biological process: tRNA splicing, via endonucleolytic cleavage and ligation.